GCACUUCCUUAGCAACGCGGAGCUGAACCAGGAAGUACUUUGGUUUGCUCGAGCUUGCUGCGGUUAGCUCAGAGGAGUGACAGUGUGUGGCAGCAAAGUUGAGCCCACUUAAAUGUAUGAGUCCGUCUGUCGUUCGUGUGUUUGAAACACACGUCAGAUAAAGUCGUGUUGUCGCUGCGAGGAGCGACGCGAACACCGCUUUAAACUGGCACGUGUAACGAGACAUGAACAGCAGGAACUGUUUGGGAAGUGGAUAACGUCAACGGAUUAAAGAGAUGGGUGACAGCAUGCGUUAAUGCAGUCUGGUGGAUCUGCACUAUGAAUAGCACGUUUUUAGAAAACGUUUAUCUGUGUAUGAAAAUGAUUUUUCUUACCACUGUCUGAAAGGCCAUGAUAGGCUUGUCAAGUUAUGCAGGGGUUAUGGAAAGUCUAAUGAAUUCUGCUGAAGAGCAGCAACCCUCCUCUCUCCUGGCCAACAAGAAUCAAAAGCCCAAAUGUGUUGGUGGAUUUGUCUUAGUGCAUGCAGGAGCAGGAUAUCAUUCUGAAUCUAAGGCCAAGGAAUACAAGCAUGUGUGCAAAAGAGCCUGCCAGCGAGCUGUGGACCGACUCAAAGCCGGUGCACUUGCAGUGGAAGCAGUCGCCGCAGCACUGGUUGAACUUGAGGACUCUCCUUUUACAAACGCUGGAAUGGGCUCCAACCUUAAUUUGUCAGGGGAAAUUGAAUGUGAUGCGAGUAUCAUGGAUGGGAAAUCUCUGCAUUAUGGGGCCGUAGGGGCUAUUAGUGGUAUGAAGAACCCAGUCUUAGUUGCAAACCGUCUACUGAGUGAAGCACAGAAAGGGAAACUAUCAGCUGGCAGAAUACCACCAUGCUUUUUAGUGGGACGAGGAGCACACGAUUGGGCAGUCGGCCAUGGAAUACCACCGUGCCCUUCAGAGAAAAUGGCCACCAAGUUCAGUUUAUCUGCAUACAAGAGGAACAAGCGAAAGAUGGAGCUGGCAGAAAAAAUGGACACGGGACAUAAUCAGGCCAAAAAAAGACGACAAUCAAGUGAAAAUGAAAACGGCUCAGGGUGCCUGGACACAGUGGGGGCUGUUGUGGUCGAUCUGCAAGGAAACGUAGCUGCAGCGGUGUCCAGCGGAGGUCUGGCCAUGAAACAUCCCGGCCGGGUUGGCCAGGCUGCUCAUUAUGGAUGUGGCUGCUGGGCAGAAAAUGCUUGUAAUAUGAACCCUUACUCUACAGCAGUGAGUACCUCAGGCUGUGGGGAGCAUCUGAUUCGCACCAUGCUGGCACGGGAAUGCUCUGCUGCCAUGCAGUCUGAGGAUGCCCACCAAGCACUGCUGGAUGCUAUGCAAAACAAGUUCAUCAGCUCACCCUUUCUGGCCAGUGAAGACCGUGUUUUGGGUGGAGUAAUUGUCUUGCGCUGCUGCAGAUGUGUGGAACCUCAGCCAUCUCAAAAUAUUCAGGGUAUACUGGUGGAGUUCCUAUGGAGUCACACCACAGAGAGCAUGUGUGUUGGCUACAUGUCUGCCCAAGACAGCAAAGCAAAGACACACAUAUCCAGAUUACCACCUGGGACAGUUCCUGGACAGUGCUUGGCUAUCGAAGGAGGUGUGUGUCGACUGACGAGUGCAGUGGAGUGAGCCACACUCAACCUCCUUCUGGGCUUCUUCAGCAAUACUCCUUCACAAACCCUUUCACUCAAACCCAAACACACGUGCACACCGCCCUCACGUCCCCGAAGCCAGAAGUAAUAACCUUUCGCUGUUUUAGCAGGUGAACAGGAAGGAGGGAGGGGUGUUAGGCUCUACUUAGUGCACUUACAGGACUUCCCUUUGCCACUGUCUGCCUCCAGCAUGUACUCCAUAUCAAGCCCCCAGCUUUCCAGUGUCACCUGGAUUAGACUUGAUGCACCAGUUUUACUUUAUUACUCGUUUACUUUCCUACUAUUUUUCCUUUUCUAUAUAAGCUAUGAUUUAGGAAAACGGGGUGGAUGUUCAUGUGGUUUUGUAUCGUUGAACAGAUGUGACUAUUUUCGAGCAUUUAGGAAUUUAAAAUGCAAGACCUUAUUUUGUACUUAAAGUACUUUUCAAGUUUAAAAAGAUGUCCGACUGCACCGUGUGGAAUCACUGCUACUCAAGAUCAUUGUUAACGAGUGAAGCAUUUAUAGCUGUGAGAGUUGACCAGUCAUGAUUUACAAUGUUAGAACGUACAGAUCAACUUCCAUGUGCCCGUACAUGCAUAUCAUUAUUAAUCCUCCAACACACUGUAUAAUGUGCAUCUUAGAUCAUGAUGCAUUUUAUAGUCAUUCAGCCACAGAAUGCGUUGCUUUGAUUGUUUUAAAGUGUGAAUACAUAGCUAUUGCAUGUGCAGAAUCUACAGUAAGCCACUUUGUGUGACUGGCGUAGAGUUGAUCAAUAAGCAGGAAGCUAUGCUGAUACAUACAGGCUCAGGUAGCAGCAUUUGACCCCACCUCUAAACGUGACUGUUAGUCAUCAUUUAAAAACCACAGUUUAUAUUUGUAUUUGUAUUUGAGACAUGUAUUUUCUUAAAAAAAAAAAAAAAAAAAAAAAAAAGGACGGCUAAAGAUUAAUUUAUGUAUCAAGCCAAUGAAUUGGUUUGGUUGAGAACUGAACUGAAAGGAGUGAGGGUCUACAUUUCUGUUGGGAUAAUCGGUUCCUCUGGUUUUGCUGUUUCACUCAGUUACCGCUAACAAAACCAUAAUAGUUUGUUUAUUCUUUACUUGGAAAUGCAACUAAUAUUAAAUGGUAUAAGCUAUGGAAAUGAUGUGUGCACAGCUCAAUACAGUGCUCAAAAAGUAAAUAAAAUCUAUGUUGCCACA
This is a messenger RNA of Cyclopterus lumpus (lumpfish), 2840 nucleotides long. It is a transcript of the gene tasp1, whose product is annotated as taspase, threonine aspartase, 1. The record is from RefSeq and is a predicted model, not a curated record. Gene Ontology annotation, biological process: protein maturation. Lineage: Eukaryota; Metazoa; Chordata; Actinopteri; Perciformes; Cyclopteridae. The transcript has 15 exons. The coding region runs from base 391 to 1641 and encodes 416 amino acids. Gene Ontology annotation, molecular function: threonine-type endopeptidase activity.